Messenger RNA from Linum tenue, 3065 nucleotides. The record is from the annotation of a GenBank genome assembly. Lineage: Eukaryota; Viridiplantae; Streptophyta; Magnoliopsida; Malpighiales; Linaceae.
AGACAGGUAGUUAGGGGAGAUUAAGAAAAAGUACAAUGACGUGAUUGACAAUAAUAAUACAAAAUGGGGAAAAUAUGAGAAAUUGAAGUGGACGGGCGGUGGAGACAGGAAAUCAUCUCUUUCUCUGGCCACUAUCAUCACUGUAUUUUGUCUUUUGCCUCCCUCCCGUUUCUUCUCUUCCGGGGCCGGCGGAGUUCUCAUCGCCGAGCGAAAGCAAUUCCGGCCUGGGAAUACUUACGGAAAAUCUCACGGCGGUUCAGAAAUCAAGGGGGAAAGCAUAGAGGCUGUCUGAGGAGUAAGAGCUGGAUCAAUAGAAUGGUUCUUCGCCGCCACUUACACAGGUCAAUCUCCCGAAGAAUUUGCGUUGAAUUGACGCGUACCAGUCCCAGCCGCGACGAGUUGACUGUUUCGGCAGCGAGAUCACUUUGAAUUUCACUCCCAGCUGCUGCUGCGUCGGCGGCGGCCGUCGGUUUGGCUUCUUGUUUUUGUUUUGGAUUAGCUGCGGUUUCGCGGCCGCGAGUGCUCGAGAUCUCUCUUUGAAUUCUGGCAACCAUGGCUCCAGUUCCGCCGCGAAGGGCAUCCGACUCCGAAGGUGCCGGCGGAUCUCCGGACAUUGAAUCUAUCGGGUCGGGCACGAGGAGAUCGAGUAUCCCGUCUUUCAGAAAGUCUCAGCACCGGCAGCGGGAGUUCCUUGAUAGGUUAGUGGACUGCGAAACGCUGACUUCCCAUCUCGGCGACUGGUUUGAAUCAGUCUCCGGACCCAAAAGGCCGGCUUUUGAUGUCCCUUUCGAGCUAAUAGACCUUCAGAAGUUUGACUACGCAUUGGAAGGGGUUUCGUUUCAGCAGCUGAUUCGAAUGCCCAGUGCUGUGUACGCAUCAUCCACAUCUGAUGCCGUGGAAGCCAUUGCUUUCUUAGCGGUUGAAGAUUUUCUCCACGCCGGUGUUAAGGGUUUGUGGGAGGCGUUCUGGAGUCAGGAUGAAGAGGAUGCUCCCCUGCCUUUCUCAGUGGCUUGUCUCUACAGUGAGAACCUGAAGUUCUACCAAGCUGAGAAGGCCAUAGCGAAUGGGAAGCUCCCUGGCCUCUGUGCGACUGGUGUAUUGGUUAACAAUCCAAGACACCCACAUGGUAAAUGGGAUCAAAUUCUCGAACUGGCUCUUCUUCGGCCUGAUAUAGGGUAUGACCCGCAGCCUUCACACGCCGUGCUGGGUGAGGCUAUCUUUUAUGCUUUACGCCUACUGUUAUCCAGGAAGCUAGGGAGCUUUCAGUCUGCUGAGAGUGUGGACACUGUCUUUGUUCUUCUUGUUGAUUCGCAGUAUGGAGGGGUAGUGAAAGUUGAAGGUGAUGUAAAUAGAUUGGAGUUUGAUGUGAAUAACGUUUACGAGAGUUGUGCCGAUUGGAUCAAGAGCCGUUCUAGGAUUUCAGUCUCUCCCAUAGAUCGGAUAUGGAACAAGCUAGGAAAUGCCAAUUGGGGGGACAUUGGUGCUCUACAGGUCCUUUUUGCAACCUUCCACUCUAUAAUGCAGUUUGCAGGGAUGCCAAAGCACUCUAUCGAAGAUCUAGCUGCUGAUCAUAGCUCUCGUCUCCAAGCAAGAAGAAUCGAGAGGCAGUUGGGGGAUAGGGAUACUGCUCGAGUUAAUGGAAAUGGGGCUUUUCGGUACCAGCAGCGUAGCAUGGAACCAGAGAUAGUGGAAGUUCUGGAUGAGUCGGUUAAUAACAUCGAGUCGGAAGAACUUGUGAUGAAGUUGGAAAAUGGUUCGGUCCUGUGGUUGGAGGACACAGACCAGCAGAAGGGUUAUCAAAUCGACGGUGUUCUGUUCAAUGGCGAACUACAAUACUAUCUUGCCUCGCCAGUAGAAGACCCUAAUAGAUCCUAUUUCCUCUACGUUGGUUCUCACCCUUCUCAGCUCGAACCGGCAUGGGAGGACAUGAAGCUAUGGUAUCAGGUCCAAAGACAGACCAAAGUAUUGACCAUCAUGAGGCAGAAAGGUGUGUCUAGUAAGUAUCUACCUGACCUGGCCGCUUCUGGCAGAAUCGCCCACCCUGGUCAGUGCCGGAAACCCAGCUCCGGUGGAAACUGCGAUCAUCCAUGGUGCUCGACUCCGAUCCUCGUCAUGAGCCCGGUCGGGGAGUCGGUAUCCGACAUGAUAAUGUCCGGAAGAUUCGGGCCAGAAGAAGCAAUCAGGUGUUGUCACGAUUGCUUAUCCGCUCUUUCAACCGCAGCCUCAGUCGGAAUUAGACACGGUGACAUCCGGCCCGAGAACAUUAUAAGGUCGGGCAGCACGAGGCAGCAUCCGCACUUCGUACUAAUUGGUUGGGGCCACGCAAUAAUCGAGGAAAGGGACCGUCCAGCAAUGAAUCUGCAUUUCUCUUCAACAUAUGCUCUCCAAGAGGGGAAGUUGUGCUCUGCUUCCGACGCUGAGAGCCUCGUCUACAUGCUCUACUUCUCGUCCGGUGGGCCUCUGCCCGACUUGGACUCAGUCGAAGGUGCCUUGCAGUGGAGGGAGACGGCCUGGUCGAGGAGGUUAAUCCAGCAGAAGCUCGGUGAUGUGUCUACCGUGUUGAAAGCAUUUGCUGAUUAUGUUGACAGUCUCUGUGGGACACCGUAUCCCAUUGAUUAUGAUAUCUGGAUCAGAAGGUUGAAGAGGAACUUCCAGGACGACGAUCAUGGCAAGGAGAUAGAAUCUUCUUCGAGUUAACGAACAAUACUGCACACUGAACAUCCAACCCUUUUGAAUGAUUUUUGGCCUGCAGUCAAGCUGGGUUUGUGAAGAGUAUUCUUUAAGUACGGGUUAGGUUGGGUUUGUGUAUCUUUUGAUGAUUCAAAGACAAGUUUUUGUCAUAGAAUACGUGUAUGAGAAUGAGAGACUCGAUGCCUGAUGAGGGUUCCUUUUUUUUGUCUCCUUUCUUUUUCAUGUAAAGAAAAUGUGAGUAUUUGUUGGAAGGUUUUUCCAGGUUGAUGAGUUGAAUCGAUUCUUUUUCCUUUGUGAAGAAGUUCCACUGAAACGAUUACUGGGUCCGUUUGAUUUUGCUUAACGUUCACAGACGCAGCUUCUGGUUAGAUCGA